Molecule: messenger RNA, 1461 nt
Organism: Drepanopeziza brunnea f. sp. 'multigermtubi' MB_m1
Lineage: Eukaryota; Fungi; Ascomycota; Leotiomycetes; Helotiales; Drepanopezizaceae
Biological process (GO): transmembrane transport
Cellular component (GO): membrane
Molecular function (GO): transmembrane transporter activity
Source: RefSeq, a predicted model, not a curated record
AUGCAAUCAGGAGGUCGAUCUUUAGCUGAGGUCAGCAGCUUGAAAAAACUCCAUUCUUCUCAAAAUGCAUCCCACCCUUGCAGUCCACAAUUCCACGAUGUCGAAAAGGCGGGAGUGAACGAUGGUGCUCUGCCAAGUACAAAACGGCCUGUAGUUGAGGCACAACCAAACCCAUCGCCCAACGGGAAAGGCCAAAACGUUGCUCCAAAAGCCGAUGUAUCGUCACAGAAGAGCGAAGAAGAGGAUGAUUUCCCCGAGGGUGGUCUCAGAGGGUGGCUAGUCGUCCUAGGCGCUUUCUGUGGUUCCUUUUCGGUCUUCGGAAUCAUAAACAGCACUGCUGUAUUACACGACUACUUCAGCACUCAUCAAUUGAAAGACAACAGCCCGAGUCAGAUUGGUUGGAUCUUCGGACUUGGUCUGUUCUUGACAUUCUUCUGUGGUGCUCCAAUCGGACCUAUCUUCGAUUCCUACGGACCUCGAGCCUUGAUCCUCUGUGGAAGUAUCCUCCUGGUAGCUUCAAUGUUUCUAUUGGGCAUUUGCACUCAAUAUUGGCAUUUUAUAAUGGUCUACAGUGUCCUCAAUGGCAUUGGCGGGUGUCUCAUCAAUACACCCUGUAUUGCUUCAAUCGGACACUUCUUUCUCAAGAAACGUGGUAAUGCCACCGGGAUUGCAAUGACAUCGGGAUCCAUUGGUGGCAUCAUCUUCCCUUUGAUGCUAGAAGACCUAUUCCCAAAAGUUGGCUUCGCUUGGGCAACUCGGAUCCUUGGAUUUAUCCUUACCUUCCUGCUCAUCAUAGCCAAUUUUCUGGUGCGGAGUCGGCUACCUCGCAAGCCAAUGGCUAGCUUCAAGAGUCUUGCACCUCAAUUCAGUUUGUUCCUUGAUGUGCCGUUCGCAUUCACAUCUGUCGGGAUCUUCUUGAUGGAAUGGGGUAUCUUCGUUCCAAUGACGUACAUCACAUCCCAUUCUGCAUCACACGGGCACAGCUCCGCGUUCUCUUUCCAUAUUAUCGCUAUUUUGAACGGCGGGUCAUUCUUUGGGCGUUUCUUCGCUGGGGUCAUUGCCGACGUGGUCGGAAAGCUAAACACAAUGAUUCUCAGUGUUCUCAUGUGUGUGGUCACCUGUCUAGCCUUAUGGCUCCCAGCGGGCGGCUCAACUCCCAUGGUCAUCGUCUUCGCGAUCAUCUUCGGGUUCGUAAGCGGAAGCAACCUCAGUCUCAGCCCUGUCUGUGUGGGCCAGCUCUGCAAGACUGAGAACUAUGGCCGUUAUUACGCAACCUGCUGGAUGUUUGUUGCUUUUGGUACCCUCACUGCGCUACCAAUCGCGGGACAGUUGCUCGCGGUGAUGAACGGCGACUACACAGUGCUUAUCAUUUUUACUGCGCUGUCCUAUGCUGCUGCCGGAGUUUUUCUCAUCGCUGUCAGAGUACUGAAAGUUGGGUGGAAGCUGAAUGUAGUAUAUUAA